AUGGAAUCAACGCGGCCGCUAUUCACAUCGUAUCUACGCAUCCGAUCUCUAAGUACAGACGCAAACUCCCCAGAGCUCGCCUCCGCGCGGUCCGACCUUGAGUCUGCGCUCGCCUCCCUAGCCGAAGAUCUCGCAGACCUCGUCGAGUCCGUCAAAGCCGUCGAAUCGAACCCGGCACAAUAUGGCCUCUCAGCGCAUGAAGUCACGCGGCGCAAGCGGCUGGUCCAGGAAGUCGGAGGCGAGGUCGAAGACAUGCGGGAAGAGCUCGCCAAGAAGCUGGAUGCCGCCGCCGCACCCGGCAGAGGCGGCGCGCACGACCUGCCGGACCCGAACGCGUUCGCGAUUGCGGACGGCGACGCGGACGACAACUACGCCGAGUUCGAGCAGCAGCAGCAGAUGGAGAUGAUGCGCGAGCAGGACACGCACCUGGACGGCGUGUUUCAGACGGUGGGCAACCUGCGGCGGCAGGCGGACGACAUGGGCCGCGAGCUUGAGGAGCAGCAUGAAAUGCUUGAGAUGGUGGACAAUCUCGCGGACCGCGUGGGCGGGCGGCUUCAGACGGGCGUUGAGAAGCUUCGGUAUGUGAUGCGGCACAACGAGGACCGGCUCAGUAGCUGCUGCAUCGGUGUGCUGAUAGUGGUGCUGAUUAUCUUGUUGAUUCUGCUUUUGGUGUUAUAA
Molecule: messenger RNA, 678 nt
Organism: Phaeoacremonium minimum UCRPA7
Lineage: Eukaryota; Fungi; Ascomycota; Sordariomycetes; Togniniales; Togniniaceae
Product: putative snare domain-containing protein
Exons: 1
Coding region: 1-678 (225 amino acids)
Biological process (GO): Golgi to vacuole transport; vesicle fusion; intracellular protein transport
Cellular component (GO): SNARE complex; endomembrane system; membrane
Molecular function (GO): SNARE binding; SNAP receptor activity
Source: RefSeq, a predicted model, not a curated record